Magallana angulata is the source of this 450-nucleotide messenger RNA. RefSeq lists its product as uncharacterized. NCBI's taxonomy places the organism in Eukaryota, Metazoa, Mollusca, Bivalvia, Ostreida, Ostreidae. The record is from RefSeq and is a predicted model, not a curated record. The transcript has 4 exons. Bases 1 to 450 code for a protein of 149 amino acids.
AUGGAACUGUCUACAGGUUAUCGUCUUUUGCUUUUCGGAAUGAUAUCGCUUCUAUCCUCUUGUUUACUUCUCUACGAGUGUAAAAAGUUAGACGAUUAUGAGUUUCCAGUUUACUCAACAAAAUCCUGCCCAAGAAAUCAAACAGAGUGGAACGAAAGGUCGUCUGCUAUCAACUGUACAAAGGAUAAUGGAUACUUGUGUUUACCAAACGAAAACAUCACGGAAUUGUUAGAGUUCUGUUAUUAUUUUCCUUUCGUAUUAAUACAAGAAGAUAUUUGUUUAUAUUUGAGCAAGCGCUACACCUACUUCGCUGUGGAUUCAUACAGCUGCAUUGGUUUUCUAUACGGAUGUCCCAAUUCUUCCUAUGUCUCAUCUAAACUGUUUGAACAUCCACACUGCACAUCUAUUGGAUAUAGAUGUUUCCUCGCUGAACCAUCUUGUCAGAGGUAA